Molecule: messenger RNA, 656 nt
Organism: Prosopis cineraria
Lineage: Eukaryota; Viridiplantae; Streptophyta; Magnoliopsida; Fabales; Fabaceae
Product: MADS-box transcription factor 23-like
Exons: 7
Coding region: 15-656 (213 amino acids)
Biological process (GO): positive regulation of transcription by RNA polymerase II
Cellular component (GO): nucleus
Molecular function (GO): RNA polymerase II cis-regulatory region sequence-specific DNA binding; DNA-binding transcription factor activity, RNA polymerase II-specific; protein dimerization activity
Source: RefSeq, a predicted model, not a curated record
CCCUAGCUAGAGAGAUGGGAAGAGCAAAGAUUGCGAUUAAGAGGAUCGAUGAUUCAACGAACAGGCAAGUGACUUUCUCAAAGAGAAGAAGUGGAUUGCUCAAGAAAGCGAGGGAGCUUUCGAUCCUCUGCGACGCACAAGUUGGUGUUAUCGUCUUCUCCAGCUCCGGCAAGCUCUAUGAAUAUGGAAGCUCCAGCAUGAAAUCUAUUAUUGACGGUUACAAUGAACAAAAAGGGGAUCACUCUAAGCUUAUAGAUCCUGCUUCAGAAGUCAAGUUUUGGCGAAGAGAAGCAACAGUCUUGAGGCAACAACUUCGACAUUUGCAAGAAUGCUACAGGCAAUUGAUGGGUGAACAACUUUCUAGUUUGAGCAAUAAUGACUUGCGAAAUUUGGAAAAUCAACUGGGGAUAAGUUUAAGAAAUGUCCGGAUCAAAAAGGAACAAGUUUUAAAGGAUGAGAUUAAAGGGCUGCAACAAAAGGGAUAUCAAUAUAGUCAAGAAAACGUAGAACUCUAUAAAAGGAUUGAAGUCAUUAGUAAAGAAAAUGCAGAAUUACAGAAGAUUACAGCUGCUUUAGCAACGGCUCUUUCCUGUAGGAAGAUCAAGUUUUCUGCAGGGAAGAUAGAAUCAAAACAGCAUCAAUUCCCAUAUAUUUGA